CAACACACAACGCCUCCGAACUGAGGCUCGAGCUGCAAGAACACUAUGCCACAUGCGGUAGCUUCUGUCUAUCAAGAGUCAUCGCAAUUUCAACGCUGGCAUUUUGAGCCUGAAGAACUGACUCAAAAAAGGCAAGCGGUCAAUCUAGCUGCCAUUGAUACUUGCACGACCAAUCUAGCAUUGGAAACUGAGUUGUCUGGAAAGCAGCCAGCUAAGCCUGCGGACUUCCCUAACUGGGAAGAAGAGCUGCUCCAUGUCAACUUUUACGCUCGGAAGCUCUCCGAUACGGCUGAUGUUUUUGACCUUCCGCCACAUCUCAGGGCCACAGCAGCACAAUAUUUGAAGCGUUUCUACCUCAUGCGCUCGGUACUGCAGUAUCAUCCAAAGUCUAUUAUGAUCACAUGCUUAUUCUUGGCGACGAAGACAUGUGAGCACUAUGUUCCGCUCGACACAUUUGCUACAAAGCUCAAGACGAGCAAAGAGGCUAUCAUUCAGCAUGAAUUCGAGAUAUCAAGCACGAUUCUCUUUGAUUAUGUUCAUUGGUCAGCCUACAGACCUUUGCAUGGCUUUGUGCUCGACAUGGAACGCUUUUGCGCCGAAGAACCAAAGAUAUUUGAGCUAAAGGCAAUUAGCCAGGCACACUCAGCUGCGAAAGCGUUGAUCAGCUCAUGUCUCUGGUCAGACUUGCCAUUCCUACACGCUCCUUCGCACCUUGCACUAGCAGCCCUGCUGGCUGUAGCAGAAGAAUUAGUCACAGGAUACCUUGCAGCUAAAGGACUCGAGUCCUUGCAAGAUAAUCUGCACGACAUUCGCAGAGCACUGCUCGAGACUUCAGCCACAGCGGCCGACCUUGCUGCAGUCAAAGCAGUCGACAAGAAGAUUUAUUAUAGCAGCGAUCCAGGGAUGAAGGCAGACUCUGCUCUGACAACGAAGCGACAAGCCGAGGAAGCGUCCGCAGGCCAGGCAAAGCGGCGAUCCAAGGACGAAGCAGCCAAGCAAGCCCAGGAUGACUUUGGCGAAGCUUUUGCAUAA
Messenger RNA from Protomyces lactucae-debilis, 1032 nucleotides. RefSeq names its product cyclin-like protein. Bases 46 to 1032 code for a protein of 328 amino acids. The record is from RefSeq and is a predicted model, not a curated record. The transcript has a single exon. Gene Ontology annotation, cellular component: nucleus; transcription factor TFIIK complex. Gene Ontology annotation, molecular function: cyclin-dependent protein serine/threonine kinase regulator activity. Gene Ontology annotation, biological process: regulation of transcription by RNA polymerase II; regulation of cyclin-dependent protein serine/threonine kinase activity. NCBI's taxonomy places the organism in Eukaryota, Fungi, Ascomycota, Taphrinomycetes, Taphrinales, Protomycetaceae.